Prorocentrum cordatum is the source of this 1299-nucleotide messenger RNA. Lineage: Eukaryota; Dinophyceae; Prorocentrales; Prorocentraceae. The record is from the annotation of a GenBank genome assembly.
GCCGCGGGGCCGCGCGCGAGCGGCCUCGCGGCCGGCGCGGGGCUCGCCGUGGGCGCGGCGUCGCUGCGGCGGGCCGCCCGACGCGGGCGGGCGGCGCGCCGCCAGGCGCCUGCGUCCGCGGUGGCCGCGCCCGUGCAGGCGAGGGAGAACAGGAAGGACAUCUCGACCAUCUGGAACGCGGACGAUAUUGACCUCUCAACAUUGCAGAAGCCCGCGGACACAUGCCCGCUGCUCUGGGACGCGAACGAGGUGAGGAGUGACCUCGAGGGAAAGAGCGAGAGGGAGUAUUUCGCCGAGCAGAAGGACAAGAUCUUGGAGCAGCUCCAGAAACACGGCGCCAUCUGGUUCCGCAACUUCGAGACGACGAAGGACGCCGCGGGUUUCCGCGACUUUUUUGAGCAGUUGGAGCUGAACCCGUGCCUGGACCCGAUCCACACCUCGGGCCUGAGGGCGAUGAAGGAGAAGAAGGACGCAGUCUACGAGGCCGUCAACAAGCCCGCGCUAGCGGGACACAUCGUCGGCCUGCACAACGAGUCCACCACGGUCAAGACCGCCAAGUUCGGCUGCUUCGGCUGCUUCCAGCCCGCCACGGAGGGCGGCGGCGAGUUCAUGCUCGCGGACGGCGCGGCCAUCAUCGCGGACAUCGACAAGGACGUCCUCGAGAGGCUCUACAAGAACAAGGUCAGAAUCUCGGUCAGCAACCUGGACUUCAACUUCCUGGGCGGGCUGCCGGAGGGCAUCAGGGAGAGCCUGCAGGAGGGCCUCCGGGGUCUCAUCUUCGACGUCGUGGAGCCGAAGUUCCAGAUGGACCUCGAGAUGCUGUACGGCGUGGACGGCACCAACCCGUACCGCAUGUCUGCCGUGGAGCACGCUCAGUCUCCGAUCAACAGGCAUCCAGUGACGGGCCAGCCGGUCUGGUUCUGCAACCUGCACAACCACAGCCGGUACCUCCGCGACCGCCGCCCUUGCACGGUGCCGGAGGUCGGCAUGACCGACGUCUUCUUCGGAGACCUCAGCAGGAUCCCCCCCGAGGAUUGCGACCACAUCAACGAGGUGUGCGAGCGCAACAUCCACCUGCUGGAGAUGAAGAAGGGAGACAUGGUGCUCAUCGACAACUACCGCGUCCUGCACGGGCGCAAGACCUUCAAGGGCGACAGGAACCACGUGGUCACUUGGUUCGAGUCCCAGGGGGCCGAGAACAGGACGGAGCCUGAGGACGGAAAGCCGGACAACUUCAUGAACGAGCUGAUCAACAAGACCUUGGUGGACCAGGUGGACUUCAAGAAGUACCAGGCGUGA